Messenger RNA from Podarcis lilfordi (Lilford's wall lizard), 21050 nucleotides. Lineage: Eukaryota; Metazoa; Chordata; Lepidosauria; Squamata; Lacertidae. The record is from the annotation of a GenBank genome assembly.
AGGUGGUUUCAGGGCCUGCCGCUCUCCUCCGGGCUCACCGUGUUCUCUAGGUCCCCCGCCACCGCCAUGUCGCAAAACGGCGCCCGCGGAGGGCGCCUGUCCCUUUAAGGCCAGCGGGGCCCGGAGAGCGGAGGCUACUGCCACCUCCCGCCUCCUCCAGCUGCCCCACAAACACCGAGGCCGCGCCAACAAGGCCACUCUGUUGAGUGGCAUGUGAAGCAGCCAACGGAACCGAGCCUCGCCCCGCCCAAGAGCAACAUGUCCCCGCCCCUCCCGCGUUGCCUUUUACUGCGCGCUUGCGUCACAGAGCCGCGGCGGUGAUGGACGCCCGGAUUAACCAAUCAGAGUUGAGAAAGAAGAAGUAGGGUGGGAAGCAGCCACAGCAGGCGCUCGGAUUUAUUUCCUUAUUAUCGCCUUGGGGUUUCAAGAGCGAGCGAAUCAGAAGCCACGGCGAAGCUACGCUCCGGAUUUGUUUUGUGGAGCUUUCGGAGGGUAGCAGUAGGAGGAAGGAAGCGAACUGCUCUUAUGUCCCUUCUGCGCAGGCGCAACCUAGCGAAGGCGGUUAUUGCUGCGACUUUCGUAUGGAAAAAAGGGCACCGGCGCCCGGCCAAUGAGAGGCGGCGGCGGAGAGCGGGUUCCGCCUUAUUUUAUUUUUCUAAUUGGUCUGGUCUUAUAAAUCGUGACGCAAGCACGGCGGGCGUGGGGAGCGGAUGAGGGACGUCGCGCGGCUUCCCCCGCCUCCUCAUUGGGCGGCGAGGUUUGAAGGCGGCCUUGCCGCGCCGCGCUGAUUGGCCGAGGGCGCCGAGGCUCGCGCUCCGUCGGUUUGCUCCCUGGCUCGCGCUCGGCCUCUGUUUGCGUGAGGAGAAAGGAAGAGGAGGAGGAGGGGGGAACGGAAGGGCCUCUUGACGCGGAUGCCGACACAAGGAGGAAAGCGGGCCUAAGUGGAGGAAGAAGCGGCGGCGGAGGAGCCGAAGGAACCAUCAGGCGCGCGCGGGGGAGGGGAGAAUCUCUCCUCUCUCUUUCUCUCUCAGUCGUUCGUUCGCUCUUGCCCGCCCGCCCUCCGGCCGGUGGUUGGUUCCUUCCCGGCUCCUUCGGCGCUGUGAAGGGAAGGCGGAUGGCGGCAACAUCCGGGGCCUCCGGGGUGGCGGCAGCAGCGGCCGUCGUCGGUGGUGGAGGUGGGUCCGUCGCCGCCGUCGCCGCCGCCCCGGCUCUCUACGCCUGCACCAAGUGCAACCAGCGCUACCCGUUCGAGGAGCUCUCCCAGGGACAGCAGCUCUGCAAGGUGCCGCUCCCCGGGGGCUGCGGGGGUAGGCCGGGAGGCGACGCCGAGGGAGGGAAGGGCGGCUGCGUGGGGUGGGAACGGCAGGGCAGGGCGGGCGGCCAGAGGAUAUCCGGCUGUUCGGCGAGACGCGCCCGUUUCCGGGGCUGAAGGGGUUUGAAGGGACGGGGCGGCCUGGAGCUUCGUUAACCCCGAAAUCUCGGGGCCCCUCUAAAGCUUUUAGUGGGGCUCCCAAACUCAGUAAGUGAUACAUCAAACGGGGAGUCGCUGUUAACACCCAGAGAACCAACGUCCCAUCCACUCCAAAGUUCUGUAGAGCCUAGAAGUGCAAAUCCUGGUUUUGUAGGUUCUUUCUCUCCCCCCCCAACAACAACUAACUCGGAACCCCUAAAUUUGAGACCCCCCAAAGUUCUGUAGAGCCUAGAAGUGCAAAUCCUGCGUUUUGUAGUUUCUUCCCCCCCCCCAACAACUAACUCGGAACCCCUAAAUUUGAGACCCCCCUCUAAACCGUUCAUAGGGUAUUGUAAGGGGAAACCCUGCAUUUUGACCCCACAAAACGUCUACAAAAACCCUAGGAAAGUUUUGGGGUGGGUCGGAGAUUUCGGGGUUUGUAGUUAACGAAGCCGCGGCCUUGGAAUUGCGAGGGGGCUGACCAAGCAGAGGAGUGAAGGCAAGGGAAGGGUUUAGCUUCAAGGACACAACGCUCCUGAUAAGCUGCUGUGUGGUUUCUUUUUCACUUGGAACAUUUAUUCUGCACUUUUUUAAGCGAAGGAAACGUCCCUGCUGGCAUCUGGUGAAGCUGAACAUUGGAAAGCUCAGGAGGGAUAACAGGAAGCACUUCUCUUCCAUGUAGCACAUAGUUAAAAUUAUGGGGCUCUCUUCCUCAGGGAGACAGUGAUGACCACCAACUUGCAUGACUUCAGAAGAGGAGAGCACUAUUGAAGGCUACCAGCCAUGAUGGCUAUCCUGUGGUUCCACAGUUGGAGGCAGCAGCAGUUCUUCUGAGUACAAGUUGAGGAUAGGUCAGGUGCUCUUGCGCUUGGAUCCUGAUUGCCUAGCUUCCCACAGACACCUUGUUGGCCACUGUGAGAACAAUAUGCUGGCCUGGAUGGGCAACUGGCUUGUCCCAGCAGGCGCUCUAUAUGUUCAGAGAAGGUGACAUAGAUCAGUCGCAAAACAGGCCUCGUUUUCAGGGUUACAAAGGGAUGACGAGAGAUUAUAUAUGUGUCAGCCCCAAAAGUUAGUCUCAUUUGAGUUCAGUGAUACUUGCUCUCCAUGUGCCUAUAUGAUUUCAGCCUUAGUGACUAAUUCCAGGGUGAUCAGUUCUUUUCAGAUUACUCAGUGGGAGGUGCCAGUCUGCUACCCAAACUGCCCUGUGGUGUAGGUGUUGUGGCCCAUUUGUUAUGCCUGGCAUGAUGGUACCACCCAGAAUGUCAUCACUAUGAGAUUCUUCCCUCUAUAUCAUGUCAUCAUAUUUUGCAUUUGCUCUAACCCCAUUCUGAACCAUAGUGGAUUUCCCUCCCACUGUCAGACAGUAUACAGCUUUCACUACAUGGUGAUGGGAUGGGGUUUACUAUUUUCAGUGGCAAUCCCUCCUCAGGGUAGUUCUGUCCUGAAUUUAUUAUACAUAUUGGAAAAUUUUGAUGACUUUUACAUUUUGACUUGUUCGUUUUGAACAGGGCAGAACCUGCAGCCCUCCAAAUUAUGGUUGGGCUGUAAUUCCCAUAGUUUCUGUCCAUGGUACCUGGAGACUUAAUAGCAUCUGGAGGGUCUCAUGUUUUCCAUCACUGAUUCAUUACAUCUUUGUCACACAUUAAAAAACACACCUAAAUGUGUUACUUCAUCCCUUGCUUGCUGUAAUGAAGAAACACCUGUUUUGGUUUUCUUUUUAAAACAGGCUAUAAUACUCUGGGAGCUAGCUAGUCUUGUGGCACAAGCUUUCAUAGGCAAUCAAAGUACUCAUAGAUCAUUGCUUGUUACAGCAGCUAUGUGACAGAUUCUACUUGCAGGAGUCCACGGUAAAGAUACUUAGUUUUGCAGCAUUAACAGUCAGUGGGUUUUUAAUUAGUUAUCUUAAAUUCCAUCUCUUAAACCCAGCUUAUAAUCAAGCAAUAAAGCACUUUAUAUUGCAAUCUUAUGAUGGUGACAUAGACUGUAUAAUAAGUCAGAUCAGGAAUUCUCUUGCCCUGUAGUUUGCAGCCACAUAUGGAAAGCCAAAGUGACUUGGAACAACUGUAACUUAUACAUGGGAGCACCAUGGAAUGUCUACAGAGCAAAUAAGAUAAAAUGAGAUGAAUUUAUUGUGUCAGUAGUUUCUCUAUAGUAAAACAAUUUUGACUUUUUUUUGUCUAGGAAUGUCGCAUUGCACAUCCCAUGGUAAAAUGUACUUACUGUCGAUCAGAGUUUCAACAAGAGAGGUAAGUCUUUUUCAUGUUAUUUCACACUUGUAAACUAUCAGCUAUUACUUGAAAACUGCUAUAUGCCCCAUAAAUGUAAUGCUGGUCAGUCAAAUUCCACAUGCAGUUUACCUUGAAUUAUAUGGCUAAAAGUCACCCACGUAUUGGGGAAAAUGUUGUCUGCCUACCCUGGUCCCAUGAAGGAGGCAAAAGAGCAAGGCAGAAUAAAGAAGAGCCUCUGGUGAGCAACUUGUGCCACCUUUUUGGAGAACUAGAGUUCUUUUAGAAGAAGAGUUUGGAUUUGAUAUCCCACUUUAUCAUUACCCAAAGGAGUCUCAAAGCGGCUAACAUUCUCCUUUCCCUUCCUCCCCCACAACAAACACUCUGUGAAGUGAGUGGGGCUGAGAGACUUCAAAGAAGUGUGACUAGCCCAAGGUCACCCAGCAGCUGCAUGUGGAGGAGCGGAGACACAAACCUGGAUCACCAGAUGACAAGUCUACCGCUCUUAACCCCUACACCACACUGGCUUUUAAGGGCCUGUCCUGAAUAUGGGUACUUCUCCUGUGUAACUAAGUAUUUGAAAAACUGGAUUUUAUUUCCUUUUCUUUUAGCAAAACCAACACAAUAUGCAAGAAGUGUGCCCAAAAUGUAAAGCAAUUUGGAACGGUGAGUUAAUUCUGGAUCUUUUUUGUGACUGGGCUGCUAAAUUCAUAGUCAGGCCUACAGAGACUUAUUCAAAUUUGGAUUUAAGAAAAUAACAACUAUGACAUUUUAUUCCACACUGGUUGAAGUUGCCUUUGCAUAAAGUUUUAAAUACGUACGUGCUGAAGAGUGGAACCCCGGUAUUCUUGAGAGCUACAGGCUGUGAAGAAAACCAGACUUGAGCGCAGGUCUUGCUCUAAGGUUGACUGAACACUGGUUAUGACACAUAAUUGUACCUACCAUGUGGCAGUAUGGGCAGCCAGGAAGAUGCACUUUGCAGCCUCCAAUGUAUCUUUAAGCAGCUGGCUGUAAUAGCCUUUUUGGAUAGUCUAGAGAUUGCUUACUUUCACUGUAGGAGAAGGGUCCACACAAGAAGAGCCUAUUGGAUCAGGACAGUGACCCAUCUUCUCCAGUGUCCUCACAAAAGCCAACCAGAUGCCUGUGGAAAGCCCACAAGCAGGAACUGAGCACAAGAGUACUCUCCCCUCUUGCAGUGUUCAGCAACUAGUAUUCGGAAGCAUUCUGCCUCUGACCAUAGAGGCAGAGCCCAGUCAUUGUGCUUAAUAGCAAUUGAUAGCCUAAUUCACCAUGAAAAUACAUUGACUCCAUAGCUGCAGUUCCAUAAUUAUAACGGAAAUGCUCUGUAUUACUGAUUUUUUUUUAUUAAGCAGUUUAUACAUUUUCCUAAAUAAAAAGAAACAAAUUUCAGUUAGCAAAAUAAUGUUUUCCCCACAGCUUACAUCAGGAAAGUUUAAAGAAACUUUGAACCAGUUAAUAAAAUGUGACAUAGUUUCAAGCAUGUAACUACUAAGUGAAGUCUGUCUAAAUGAGCUUGUAUAAAAGCAGUUUUACUUUUUCUUCAGUGACUCUAAGUCAUUUUUGCAUAAAAUGUUGACAUAUUGAAACAAGGAAUGGCAUUCUUAAUUUGUUGUUCUUUUUCUUCAGCCGAAACCUUGCCAAUACUGUAACAUCAUUGCAGCGUUUAUUGGCACAAAAUGUCAGCGCUGCACAAACUCUGAGAAGAAAUAUGGACCCCCUCAAACAUGUGAACAAUGCAAGCAGCAAUGUGCUUUUGAUCGCAAAGAGGAAGGAAGAAGAAAGGUAUAGCUUUGUCUUGCUGCUACUCAUACUUGGUCUCAAAGUGGUAACUGGAUGAUGAACAACAUCGUAUUGUUGUAUUUUGAAUCGCACUUGUAGCAUUUGUGCGCACUCCCCAACCUGCCCUACUUGUCCGGCAAGACCCAGCUGAGAGAGAGAGAGGGGUGCACAGAAGCGUUUUCAGAACACAAACCAAACAAACAGUAGUUGCUGCCACCACUUCCUUAUCUUAGAACAGCCCAGAAAAGUAACCUAAGGAAGGAGAUUACUCUUCAGCAUUACUGGGCUGCCCCACCCUGCGUCGCUUUACCAUGGCACAGACAGAAAUCCAACAGGUUCAGGUAGGCGACUAAGUGGUCAGGUGCUGGUUUAGCUUCCCCGACAGAAAGGCACAAAAGACAGAAACAGGAAAAAGUCCUUUUUCCAGAAUUUAUUAAAAAACAAGAUUAUUCAAACAUAAAAGUUUGCACAUCUCUUACAAAUCCCAAACAGACAAUAAAAGCAUUGUUUAGUGUAGCUAACUACAGAACACACUCACAACGAGAACCGGCAUCAGGGCAGGCCCCCUCUGCAUGACAGUGGUCUCACAUGGCAAAGUAGGUUAGGUGAGGCGGCUGCGAAUUGCAAGUCGGAUUCCUAAGGUUUUAUCCCCUUUGAACCUGCGUGAAUCCCAAACUCAAAGGCCAAUCGGUUCUUUAGAUUAAUUAGCAAUUCGCCAAUGGUUACAUAGAAGGACGAUAACUCAAACUUGUUAGGGGAAUUGGCAGCUGAAUCCUGUUUAUCCCAAGACCUUGAAAACAAAAGGGCAUCCUCCCUUAUUCUCAGACACACACCAGAUUCCCCUUUUUGUUGUAAUAAGGCUCGAUGACCUUGUUCACACAGAAACGGCAUCUCAGAUAGCCAGGUGUCAAGACUACAAAUCAACUAUGAGCCUCCCUUCUGCAGCUGGAGAAGAUAACUUAUUCACACUCCCAAAGACACCAAGUCUGCAUUUAAAGAAGCAGACACACAUUCCCCAGUGUUUGGCUCUCCCACAAUGCUCUUCUUAGGCAUGAGCCAAAGUUUUAACUUGCUAAGAUUUCCCAACAUCACUAUAGCACUAAUGGUCUAUCAGAGUGCUGUUCAUUGAUCCCUGAAACUGUAAACCACAUGUGGAGAAUGGGGUCCCCCAACUCAGGCAUACUUUGCUCAUGAGCCUUUCCUCCAGGAAACACAGAUCCCACUUCUGACACCAGUGUUGGUCUCAGAAUUUGAGCAGUGUGAGAGUCCAGGGGUUCCAGGCACACUUACCUAGGGUCCAUGUUUACUUAAGUCAUGUAACUGGAUGCUACCUGCACCUCUGGCAUGAGGUGUGCUAGAAGAAACCUUUAGUCAGUUUUAAGUGAAGGCUUCCAAAUAAUUAUGGAGAAAUAGAAUUUGUAUUAUGUAUUUGUAUUACUCUUCAGUUAUCAGUUUAUAUAGCAUCACUUGACUGCUGAUCCAUGAAAAUAUUCGAACUCACAAAACAGUAAACAAGAUAAUUGAAAGUAUGCCUUUUGAUAGUUGUUUUCAGAGGCUAUAAAACACUGGCAUCUAGUCUGCCCAGUUGUUAUUGAUGGAAUAUAAUAUAUUAUCAUUUUUAUUUCACCAUUCUUUCGUAAUCUUUUGUAGAUUAUCAGACAGUCUCCCAGCUUAGGCACUGACCAGUCUCAGACCUAGCUAUUUCAGCAUGGUUGCUUGUCAUCCAUAUUCGGACAAUACAGUGGUGCCUCGCAAGACGAAAUUAAUUGGUUCCGCGAGUUUUUUCAUCUUGCGGUUUUUUUCGUCUUGCGAAGCACGGUGUCGGAAAAGUUUUGGAAAAGCUUCAAAAAUCACCAAAGUCUUCAAAAACCUCAAAAAGGCUACCACACCACGUGCUAUGAGUUGCUCCUCGAAGUCAAGUCGCAACUGUAUUAACGGUUUUAAGAAAAAGGAAACAAACUUGCAAGACGUUUCCGUCUUGCGAAGCAAGCCCAUAGGGAAAAUCGUCUUGCGGAGCAACUCAAAAAACCAAAAACCCUUUCGUUUUGCGAGUUUUCCGUCUUGCGAGGCAUUCGUCUUGCGAGGUACCACUGUACCCCAUUGUUGCUGCAAGUGGUCUUUUAGAUUGCAUUUAUUUUAUUACAGUAUAAUGAGUAUUCAUAUAUUAGAGUUUAGAGUAGACUCUUGGAUAAAGCCUACUGAGAACCUUUUCUUCCAAGAUGCUAGCUGGCAACCAGUUGGGAUGGUGGAUCCUAGAUAAAUCAUUGGCCAAGUCUGAGGAGAGCUGUGGGGUAUCCUGGAAAUUGGCUGAAAGACAAAAUGAUACAGGGGAGAUACAUCCAAUGUCAGUUAUAGUCUAGAUAGAUCCAUUGAAAGUUCAUUGAUUUCAGUAGGUCUACCACUUGAGUAUGAAAUGAUUAUGUGUUGGAUCCUAAUACCCCUUGAGAGGGGUUUCACUCCUGACACUCUUAACGGAAGAGGCAAGGCAAUUUUUACAGAUUCCUCUUUCCCUUCCAGCUUCUGAAAAUAGAAACCUUGAGAAUAGUGUGGGACACGGCUCUGCUUGAUAAAGGUUAUGGGAGUUUUUGCAAAAAUGUUCUUUUCCCUUCCUUUAGUGGGGCCUCUGCUGGAUCAAGAGCCCUUCUGUCCAUGGAAGAGGCCUUUUAUAUCUUGACAGGUGUGCUCACCUAAAGGAAAUAGGUUGCAAUAUUUUUCACCCAGUUUUCAGCAGAAUGUCCGGUAUGUUUAAUUUUACAUGCUGCUGUUCUGUACUAUGCAUUUUUAAUUUGUUUGUAUUAAGAUGUGUGCAAAAAGAAUGACAGCAGAAGUAUUUGAUAAUUUUAUUUUGGCUGUUGUAUGUCUUUUUAGCACUGAGUACGUGUAACAUAACUUGCUGCGAAUGAUUUCCCAAAAGGUUGAUGGGAAGCUGUUGUGUUGGCUCUGUACGCUGUCCUACAAGAGAGUACUGCAGAAGACCAAGGAACAGCGGAAGAGCUUAGGGUCUUCACAUUCUAAUUCCUCCUCCGCAUCACUUACUGAAAAAGACCAGCAUCAUUUGAAACACCAGCGCCAUCGCCAUCACCACCACCGUCACAGCAGCGGCCAUCACAAGUAAGUUUUGUGAAACUUGUGGAAUAGAGGCCGUACCUGUAUUCUCUGAAACUAAAUCAAGAUACAGUAAAAAUUUUGCUGCUAAAUUGGUAGAUUUAAUCUAUUGCACUUAAAACUUAUUUCUGCUAUUAAUAUUUCCUUAGGUUGAAAGUGUGGGAUGGCAGAUAGGGACUUGGGUGUAAGAAUGUUUCUUUAUAUAGGCUAGGAUCCAAGGAUCUGCCCAACUGGUUCCAAUUGUCCAAGGGAGCUUUGGGUUUGUUUUCUUGAAAAAGAAGCUUCCCACAUAGCAAAUUGUUUUGCAAACCUAAGAGAGGUUUCAAAAUAACAGGGCCUGUUAUUGAAAGAAAGUCACAUUUCCGAUUGCGCAACAUCCUGCCAUAACUUUUAGAGACCGUAUGUGUAUAGCUGGGUGUAUGUGUUGUUUUUGUAGAACACAAAACCUAUAUGAAACAGUAACAGUUUAGAAACAUUUGAGUUGCAAGCUGAACUCUCACUUCUAAUGCUGUUGCUAAUACACAUAGCUAGGCAUGGCCCCUUUCUGAAUGAAGAAGAGAUGCAUAAAUGCACCAGAAUCAUAGAAGUGUAGAAUUGGAAAGGACUCCAAGGUUCACUUAGUCCAGCCUCCUGCAGUGCAGCAAUAUCAGCUAAAGCAUCCAUGACAGAUGGCCAUCCAGUCUCUGCACAUUCCAAAUAAGAUACAUUGUGGUUGAAGAGAGAUUUCACUUGUCAUGAGAAAAUGAAAAUGCUAGCUCAUUGUGCUAAUAGACGUUGCCCAGCGGCUUCCAUUUUCAUUCUGCUGUACAUCAGCUGCUUUCAAUACCAUCAGUAUUUUAUUUAUUAUUUUAUUAUACUUGUAUCUUAUUGUGAAACUUCAGGUAGUGUACCUAGUUUUCCAGGAAGUCUUCCAUCCAGGCACUGACCCAGACUUAGACCUUCUUGGCUUCAGCCCCCCACUUCCAGCUAAUCACCCUCUCUCUGCUUGUCAGAUGAGCAGUCUCAUGACCAGGGAGAAGGUGAUUUGCAUCACCACAGUGCAGUGACCGUGUCAGUGUUUUUAUUUUUGUUGCGCCAUUAAAAUCGGAGGGGGUAGUGGCAAACAAAUUUGUUUGGGACCAGAUCAGGGGUUAGCCUUCCCUGAUUUAGGGUUUCAGAAAAUGUUCCUGUUCAAAAGCUUUUGGGAAAUUAGUGUACUUCCUUUGGUCUGGGGAGUCUCCAUGCUAUUCUUUAGCUUCAUGAAACUGCUUGAAAAGGUUAUCUGGAUGAGUGAAGUAUGGUGCCAUCAGUGUAUGGGUGCCAUCCCAACUCUCCUUCUGAUUCCUCAAAGACAGUGAGGAGGUUGUUAAUCCACAUCCAGCACAUCAGAGUAUGAUAAUUAAUCCAGACAAGACAGAAGUAACUAAAAGACCAGAUUCAUGGGAGUACUUGUAGACCUGCCGCUGCUCUUGGAAGGUCAAGUGAUUGUGGCCAGCAGUACUUUUGCAUAGCUGUGCCUGGAGUUCUGCUUGCAGUCUUCCCUGGAAAAUACAGGUUUGCCCUUUGUUAGGCAAGCUUUGGUUGCAUCCAUAUAGGAUUGCAGUGUGCUAUUAUAUAUGUGGCUACCUCUGAAGAAUAUUCAGAACUGGUAGCCGUACGUAAAAUAGGGCUUUUGCUUCCCCCCCCUUUUUUCAAACCAUGAUUGAGGUGGCCAUUCUUAAGCCUAUUGCACAUUCUGCAUUUCAGAAUCAGCAGUCUGAGUCCAGAGCAAGAUCAGGGAUUGUGGAAACAGAGGUAAAUGUUGACUAUUAAAAAAAAAUGAACAAUUUGUAAGUCCAGCCUGUUCCUUACUUUGUCAAAUUAUUUAGAAAUCUAUGUACAUGCUGUUUUGUGUAAAUGUAGAUGUAUAAGUCAUACAGAUUGUGUUGGCGUCUUUUCAGCCAUAAAUCCUCUGCAGCUACUCAGAAUGAAACUCCAAAGAAAAAGCCCAAAAUGGAAUCCAAGCCAUCUAAUGGAGAUAGGUAAAAAUAUGGCCUUCCUUACAGUUUUUCCCAUUGAAAUUAUUGUUCGUUUUCCUUUUCUUUUUCAUUUUAUUCUGAAAAAGUCAACAUGACUUCAUAUUUUGGCCAUAUGCCUUGGUGUAAACUUUAGUGGAAAAUGAUGGCUCUACACUCCUUAUUCUGGAGGUUUUGGGGGUAAUCAACUAAAAUAUAGCAGAAGGAAAACAGCCCAACAUGCAGUGCAUCUAGGAGCAACAGUUCAGUUAUUUGUAGCUAUAAACCUGCUUUGAUUUGGUUCUUACUGACAAGCUUUGUUCCAUGUGCAUUUUGUUAGGUGAGAGAGAUUGUAUACAACAGUCUCUGACAAACAGUUGGAAUUUGUGUAAAAGGCUGCUUCAUUUAGAAAGUCAGAAGCUAAUGAUUAAUUAUAUUUCUGCAGGUAUUGAUAAUGUUUGCCAUUAGUAAGCUAAUUUGCUAGUUUCAUCUAUUUCUGUCAAGUACUUUUUUCCCCAUUAGGACGUUUGUGAAACUGAUUCAAAUACAUACAGUUUCCCCCCCUCAUUUAAUCACAGCCCACACUUUUUGUUUUACAGUAGUUCUAUAAAUCAGUCAGCAGACAGCGGAGGUACUGACAACUUUGUCCUCAUUAGUCAGCUGAAAGAAGAAGUGAUGUCACUGAAACGCCUCUUGCAGCAAAGAGAUCAAACAAUUCUGGAAAAAGAUAAAAAGGUAAAAGCCUCAACUCACAAGUAGCUAUUUUGUAAAUGUUCUAGUUCCAAAUGAAAUAAGCAUUACAAAUAUGAAUUAAGCAACCCAAACCCAGAGUUCAUUUGGAAUGCAUUUUGGUCAUAUGUUACUCGAAGUAAUUAUAUUUAGAUGAACUUUUUUGUCCACAAGGGGCCAAUUUUAUCUUCUUCCUCCACAGUAUGCCCUCCUCCCCAGCUGGCCAGAACCUACCCUGGCUAAGGUUUGAUGCUGAGAAAGGGUAGGAGUAGUUGAGGCCUCCAGGUUAUAGGACAGUAUAUAAAUUCAAUUAAUAAUAAUUAAUAAUAAUAAUAAUAAUAAUAAGCUAAACCCGCACACAUAAUGCUGUAUCCUCAUCAUUUCUGCCCAUCAAACAAUUGCUUUUGGGGGAAAGGGAGGGUGAGCCGUUGUGGUAUUAGCCAGAGGUAAUAGUUUCCCAAGUACACCUGAUACAUUGUAACAUAUUUGUAGUUUAUAUGGGUUACUCUGGAUGCUUUGGAAGUCCUUCUCUCUCAAUCCUUUCCCCAUAUUGAGCUUGCGUUCGUUGAGAGGUAGGUUGGAGUUUACACUCCAAAUCCAUAGUUUCCACCAUUUGGGGGCAUCUUAACUGCCACACAGCUUCAUUGUAUUUUGCUCUCUUCCCAAGAGAGAAGUGUAGUGCCUGGCUUACAAGUGUGUUGUGAAGGAGGUGAUCUCUUACUUGCACAUCUGGGAAUAACUGCUGUAUGGUUUAUUUAUUUUUUCUUAACUGUGUAUGUAAGGACAAUAACCUGGACUAUGCCAAGUAAAAAUGUUUAGACAACAUUCUGUCUUACGGAUAUACUCGGCUUGCUUUGUUUGUGCAGAUAUAAUAUUUAAUGCUAUGCAUUGUUUUCAUUACUUGUCUUCAAAUCAGUGGAAGAAAUUGCUUUUUUGUCUUUUAAAAAGUUCAUCUGACAGACACCAGGAAUCUAUCUUGUUGACGUGAGGGUUAUCUUUAAAGGAGGCCUGGAACAGUAUUUUAAAGAUCUCCAUUCUUUUUCCUAGUUGACAGAGCUGAAGGCCGACUUUCAGUACCAAGAGUCCAACUUGAGAACAAAGAUGAACAGCAUGGAGAGAGCUCAUAAAGAAACUGUGGAACAGCUACAGGUAAGCACCGCAAUUGUUCACAGACAACAUUAUUGGGCUAAGGACUUGGGGAGCAAUCAAAACCUAGGAUCUACUGGGAUGGGUGAGUUAGGAUUCAGUUGCUCUCCCAGUGUAAGCACCACAUCCAAGCUUAGCUGGAGACACGCUGGCAUAAUUCCUUCAGCUGGGGCUCAGCUGACUGAACCAUGUUUUUACACUGACAUAAGCCCUGAAAAAUGGGGAUUGGUGAGGGUGCUGCCAGGCAGGGGAGACAUAUGAAGGAUCCUAACUGUUUAGCUUGAUCACACGACCUGGCAGAUCUUAUGCUGGCAAAAAGGGAGGUGCAAUUCAAACACUCUUUUUAUGACUUGUUUUUUCCUCUUCGAGGCUUAGGCCAGCUCAGUGAGUAGUAGCACUGCCGAACAGAGUUUGGAAUUGGGGUAAUUUAUGCAAGUUUAACCAAACUGCGGGAGGCAGUGGAAGACAGGAGUGCCUGGCGUGCUCUGGUCCAUGGGGUCACGAAGAGUUGGACACGACUAAACAACUAAACAACAACAACAAAUGCAAGUUUAACUUAAGCUGGUGUCAGUUUAGUCAGCUUCCUAUGCUUAUGAUAGUUCUGUUAUAUAUAAUUUAUAUAAGAACAAAUGGUCACAAGAUAGGCACCUUUUGAAUUCAGUUCACUCUUCUUGAACUAUCAAUAUCAUACCCCAAGAUAGCAUUGAAUUCUGGCAUCACACCAAGAAGAGGAACCCACAGGCCUCUGCAGAUUUUGAACUUCACAAACUGGAUCUCUAGUCAUCCCAGCAUUGAUGAAGAGUAGAUUGUAAUUGAUCAUCGUAACAAUGUUUGCAUUUUUUUUAUCCAUAAACGCUCAGCAGUGAAAUAAUUAGCAAAGCUUACAUCAGUUAGGUCCCAUUGACUGACUUUCAGUAACAGGGGUCUAACUUGAACAGGAUUCAUCAUGAGAUUUUGAUAUGUUUUACCAGUUGUACUAAAGUUGUUAUUCCCCAUUUUUGUUUUCAGCUAUAGCAACUAAAGACAUUGGCUUAAAGCUAGCUAACUAGGAGAGCUGCUUUGGUGCAAAUCUGUUUCACCUGCACCUUAAGUGUUGUACACAGCCGUGUCUGUGUUUUAUAGAGAGGGACUUGAUUGUGAUGAAUGGUGGUCAUGUUUGCCUGGAUAACUUCCUAUGCUGCUAGUGCUGAAAUAGCCUCUGCUUUUUAGUGUGUUUCUUUAGGUGAAAUCAACAUUACAAUCUCUUCACACAGUGUAAAGCUCCAGCUGACUCCCAAAGAAUCACAAAUUAGCCACAUUAUUAAACUGGGGGACGGACGGACAGAGAGAGCUUUGGACAGUGUCAUGUUGAGACAGCUUUCCAUUUAAGCAUCCAUCUGUCUGAAAAUGUGCUUUAAGGCCCUUCUUUAAAAAUAUCAAAAUGAAAGCUAUCUAAUAAUACAGUAUUUUUACUUCAAGAUCUAAUGAAUGCUCUUGAUAGGGUUCCAAAAAGGACUCGAGACAUCUAUUUCUCAAGCAUCACCUCAUCAUACCAAACAGUUUGCAAUAGGAUUGGGGUGGGGGAGGAACUGGAGUACCAAAACCCUUGGGCUGAACCUUACAUAGCUCUUUGGAUCCGUGGCUUUGAGCCCUUUUCAGCAGCACAGGCGUUCGCCCACAUCUGUUAGACAUUUCUGCAACUACCAUGGGAAUGGUGUAAAGAGGAAAGUGGAGCAUUGUCCAACAUUGCAUGGCAAUGUAUGUACGAUACAACCUACAGAAUUAUAAGGGUUGUGUUGUUUUUUUGCAGGCAAAAAACAGAGAACUGCUCAAACAAGUUGCGGCUUUAUCAAAAGGCAAGAAGUUUGACAAGAGUGGGAGCAUACUCACAUCUCCAUGAAGUGCUGGCUGUUUGCAUGGGUGUUAAUAUUCAAAAGGUAAAUGACUCUGUGGAAACUCCUUAGAAGCCUGUGUAGUGGGAAAAAGGAAUAUUUUUGCACACAGAGUAGUUGGCAUGUUUCCUACACCUUUUUGUAACUGAUAAUGUAGUGGAACUCCCCCCCCCCUUUUUAAGUUUAAGCCAUUUGGAUUAAAAUACUUCAGCUGGCUUGAAGAAUGCUUUUUAAAAAGAAUUUAUACAGGAGAGGACUUCUUGCCAGUUACUGGUAAUCAGUAAGAGUGCUCUUAUUUUUAACCACAUCAUGCAAUAACAUAUGCAAGGCAGCAGUUUGAGGGAGCAGUCCAUCAAGUAUGGCUAUUGUGCAGAAUCAUUAAUCUAAAUUGGAUUUAUACAGGACACCUAGGCAAAAGCAGAACUUGCCCAGGAGCUGGGCAGAUCCACAUCAAGAAAAAUAAUGGUCAACCGUAUCAGUAUUCCAGCAACAACUAGCUUGGAAACAGAAACUGGAGCACUAAAUGCCUGACAAUUGUGCAUUAUCUUUUGGUCAAAAUAAGAGUACGUUGAAAGUCUAAAAUCAUGGUGCUUUUAUGACAAGAAGCUUAUUACCUAUAAAUAUGUAAAAGAAUUUUAACAGUUCUAUUCUUAGUGAUAACUGGUGUUUUACAUUUCUUGUGAUAGAAAUUUAAAGAGAUAUUCCCUAUUGUAAGUAUCUGAACAAAACGUGUUUUUUGAAAAUUUACUGUAGACUUUUUCUCUUGCAAGUGCCUUUUCUCCUAACUGUUUAUUAUUUAUAGGAAUGUUGGUAUUUUGUAUAUAAAGUUUUUCUUUUUUAAAAAAAAAAUCAUGUUUAAAUGUUCCUUUGUGGAUGUAUAUAAAUAAAUGUAUGUACAGAAUAAUCAGAUGUUAAGAUCAGAGUUGUUUAGGAUGCUAGAGAAGGUGUUAAGAUCUGGCAGGAAAGGAAUAUUGGCUGUACAUAAUUGUAACAGAUUUGUCUGUGUAGAAGGUGUUUGUCUUAACUCAUGUUGUGCCUAACUUAAUUUCUCCCCCCCCCCCCACACUAAACUGUAGGGCUUCUAAAAUAUAUUUCACCUUUUAUCUCAGUGCUAAUUUUCAUAAUAUUCCCUGUGGCAUGUUCUAAAUUGAAUGACGCAGGAACAGUAUUUGAGCUAAUGUAACUCUUUGGCAAUUUCUUUUAAUAACAUUUCAUUGUACUAUGCCUUUUUAAACUGCUGGGAGAAUAUGCCUUUUUAUUUCUCAAGAGUGAAACAAACACCCCCCACACAAACAGCUUCACAUUGCUAAGGGUGCAAUCACACUGUUCUGGGACAGGUUACCCAGGAGCCAAAAGAAAUGGCCCCAGAGAAGCUCUCACAUGGGACAAAAAACGCCAGCCCCAUGGACCCUCACUUGGCUUUGCUGUCUGUGGGCCAGCCAUGUAGUCAAGUGGGAUCAGUACAGGAUGAAGAAUCAUGUACCCAGCAGGAAUUGGACAAAUCUCUUAAGACAAGUAUCUCAUUCCUCAAUAAAGAGCCUGAUGCUGGCAUUCAGAAAGUCCUAUGGGAAGCUGCAGGAUUCCAUGGAAACAUAAAUAAUAGCAUACAAAGUUCUCUGAAAGGCGGGCAGCUUGCCCAUCACUACUGAUCUCAAGCUGCAGGAAGUGUAUUACAUGUGCUCUAUAUGUACUCCCAGUUUGUUCCGAGGAAUUAAGUCCAUAAAGUCUGGUCAGCAUUGCACAAGCCCAACUGUGCAUCCCUAGAACAAGUCCCAGGAUUCUGAAUAAACCAUCAGAGUUCAGUAAUAGACAGGCAGACAUCCCUCAGCAGAAUGUGGAAAGCAAUACCCGAAGGUAGGAAGUUUCAGGUCCCUGUCUUACAUUUCUUCAGAAUUUUUUUUUUUUUUAAAUGUUCCCUUUGGGAGUUACGAUAUGAAUUACUAUAUGAUAUGAAUUCAUUCCAGAAGGCAUGGUCUCAUCAGCUUAAAAAUGAAGCUGCUUUUCCAUAAAAUGGAAAUCCUAUUUGAUUCAAAGGUGCUCAAGUUACUAUCAAGUUACUUAAAAGAAUAACAUGCGCUUCAGCUAGCGUUAAUGUGUUGUUUUUGGACCUCCAGCUACCUGAAGAUUGGGAAGAUUUGUUCCCAACAGACUACUGAAUAAUGUAAUUUGAAAGAAAAAAAAAGCUGCUUUCUACAAUAUUGAGGAUUAUUUUUAAUUUUUUGUAUACUAGACGAACUUUGUAAAUUUAUAAAUACUAUUUGAUUAUCUUAACAUGAUAAAACAGCGAGGGUAGAAUAUACUGCUGCUAUCCUAUUGGACUGUUUAAUCAUUGAGAAGGUUUUUUUUUUUUCAUUACUUACUUGCAUUUCAGAGUAUUUUGAUACUUUUUCCAGUCAAAUGACUACCUGUCACUGGUAGAUUUGGGUGGUUUUUUAAAUACAAAAACCUGCCAGAACUUUUACCAUGAAUCUGAUUCACUUUCUGAUCAAAUCAUUCUCAUUGAAACCUGCUUAUGCUGCAACAGGAACAUUCUAGAAAAAGAGACCCAGCAUUUUAAUUUUUAACUGCCAGAGCUGUACAAAUCCUAGUAUGGACUCAUUUAGGGACUUUACAGUGUUUGAAGAGAAAUCACUCUGGUUUUACAAGUUUCAUACCCUCUCUUCACUUGGGAGUUUUUAAGGCUAGGAACUAGCAAAUGAAAUCCUGGAGUUGUAGCUAUCUUCACAAUGAACUUUUUAAUGUAGAUUUUGAGGGUGAUACAUUGUACUAUAAUGUGCAUUUAAGUCAGUUUUCCAAUUGUUAAUUAGCAUUGAACAAAACCUUUCACUUGGGCUUCAGUUAUUUAUGUAUUUUAAGCCUGUGAAUAUUGCAGUUUCUUUUUAGUUAGAAAGUAUGUCCAUUCUGAGGUGAAGCUGUUCAGCUUGCUACAUGUGUAUAUACUGUUGAAAUUCUGUACUGGCACACAUUUGACAGUUGACAUUUUUGUACUUUUUUUCUAAAUCCAAUAUUUCACAAUAAAAGCUUGUUAAAACAUCAUUAUGCACCUCUUCUAUUUUUUAUUAUUUAUUUUUAUUAAAGAUUUUCUUGGUUUACAAAAGUACAUGCCUUGUCUCUUUUUCAGAUUGUACGUUCUCUUACAAAUCAGUUACAUUUGUUGUGAGGCAUUCGUGUUGAGUACAGUAUAAGGUUGGGGGAGAGGAGAGGUGGGGUGUUUAAAUAAUGUACAUGUGGGGUUUGGGGUCAGCGUCAACUGGGUAGGUUCUCUUUCUAUUGGUUUAUUACAUUUCCUUGGUAGUGAGAGGUAUUGUGGGGCAGGAUGUUGGUGGUUGGCUGCAGUGAGGUUUGUCUGCAUUUGUGAAGGGGUGAAGGCUUGUUCGAUCAGGUAAGCCAGAAUGAUUCGUAUGCUGUCAGUGGAUUCUUCUUGUUGGGCUGUGUAUGUGAUAAAUGGGAGCCAUACUGGGGUCCUCUUCUAUUGGUUCCCAUGUCAGUUUCAAGUUUAUUAGCUAGCUUUUCUAGUAAGGCCAUUUCUCAUACAAUUUGAUACCAUUGGUCUAUGUUUACUGUUGACAGAUCUCACCAAUGUCUGGCUGUGAGGAUUCUGGCUGCUGAGAGUAGGUGGGUUAUGAGCCCUAUAUAAUGUGAGUGGUCAUUAUGAUCUUGGAAGAUGUUCAGUAGGGCCAGUUGUCGGGUGAGUUUUAAUACCUGUUUAGUUAGUUUUGCAUAUCUCUUAUAGGACUGCUGUCCAGAAGGGUUGGAUUUUAGGGCAUUCCCACCACAUGUGGAGGUAUGUGCCUGUGGAAUUGCAGCCUCUCCAACAUCUUGGUGAGGUUCCUGGGCGUAUCAGUGCCAGUUUCCGUGGCGUUAAGUACCACCUGUAGUUGAGUUUCAGAGUGAGUUCCCUUCUUUUGGCUGAUAAGGGAGGUUUAGACCACCUUUGACUUAAAGGGAGGUUUAGACCACCUUCUAGUCCAUUGGGUGGGGUUAAUCUCAUAGCCUAUGUCGUGCUCCCAUUGUUCUUUGAUGGUGUCAAGGGGGUUUGUGGGAUUUUGGAGCAGUAUUUUGUAUAUUGCGGAUACCAUUGCUUUGCCAUGUCCCUCUGCUGUCGGGAGAAGGUUUUCGAAGGUGGUCAUGGGCCUAGUGGCUACUGAUUUUACUGCUGGAUUGUUUAAGAAGGCAUGUGUUAGCCAACGUAUUUGGGUGUCCCCUAGUUUGUCUUGUAUUUCUUGUGUUGGUAUGGGUUUGUUGUUUUUGUAGAAGUAUUUUAGACAGUAUAGGCCUUUGGCUUGCCAGGUUUUUAUCUGGAGGUUUUGUUAACAUUAUUCACCAGUCCAUUGGUUCGAGGUGGUUUCUGGGUGCUUCAUUUGGCAAUAGUUGUUGUUGCAGGGUUGUCAAUCUGUGGUGUGUGGGUUUAGCUGAGGUUGGUUCAUAGUCUUGUGUUGCAUGUUCUGCGGGGCUGUUCUGUGAGUGGUACUUGACUGUCUUUGCUUUGUCACGUCGUUUCUGUUGUUUCUUCUUUCUCUUGUUGACUGUCGUCCAAUCGUUUGCUGUAUUUUCGUCUUGGUUGUCGUUUGGUGGGUGAUGGUUGCCAUUCUGGUGAAGGGUUAAGUCUGAGGUUCUCCAGUCGUUGCAGGGCUUCAGGUAUGUUGGUGGCUGUGUGCUGUGUUGUGUCAGUUGUUACAAUGAGGCGAAAGGGAAGUCCCAUCGGUACUUGUAAGAAAUUGUAUAAACUACUUAACCAAAACAUUCCCUUAAACUUCUCUACAUAAAACAAUAUGUAACAUCAGUAAAAUACAGAGCAACAGAAUUCAAAGACAACUAUAAAGGUAAAGGGACCCCUGACUGUUAAUUCCAGCCUCGGACGGCUCUGGGGUUGCGGCGCUCAUCUCGCUUUACUGGCCAAGGAGCCGGCAUUUGUCCAAAGACAGCUUCCGGGUCAUGUGGCCAGCAUGACUAAGCCGCUUCUGGCGAACCAGAGCAGCGCACGGAAACGCUGUUUACUUUCCGCCGGAGCGGUACCUAUUUAUCUACUUGCACUUUGACGUGCUUUCAAACUGCUAGGUUGGCAGGAGCUGGGACUGAACAUUGGGAGCUCACCCCGUCGCAGGGAUUCAAACUGCCGACCUUCUGAUCGGCAAGCCCUAGGCUCUGUGGUUUAGACCACAGUGCCACGCGUGUCCCUUUAAAACAAGUAUACAUGCCUGAAUUAUGUCUGAAUAAGCUUGUCAAAAUAAAAUUUUCAGCAAGCACCGAUAACUGAAUAAUGAAGGUAGCUGCCUAAUGUUAAUAGCACAUGUCCCAAGCACAGGCAUUACUUCACUAAAAUACUGACUUCCUACAGAUGAGUGAUGAAUACUAGUAAGGAUUAAACGUGAAAUCUUGUUCAUGUUUGCCUUGAACCCGUUUGUGAAUCUUUCCCGCAUCAGAAUACAGUUUUUACUACAUUGGUUCUGAAAUUCUUAAUUAGAAAAAAAAAAACCAUGGAAAUAUUAUACGGCCUUAAUUUAUGCACGCUCUAAACUGAACGUACUGUAUGAUGAUGUAAGAAAAAUUGGCACAGAUGUUUCACACGGUGUGUCUAAUUUUUAGUAUUCACCACCAACUAUUUACAAAUAACUGCCUUUACCCAGUUGGCCACCAGAUGCUGCUUUAGUCCCGCGUACAAUAUUAGAAGCAUUCCUAUGUAAAGUGUCUUCUGACCCAAAAGUGUGUGUUACUAGGGCAUAACCAGACCCAAGCUGUUUGAAACAUUUUCAGGUAGUACCACAUAGUAACAGCUGGAGAAUGGGUGGAUAGGUGGCCUCUUGGUGAGGAACCAGUGGUGCUUUAACUAUGAGGAGAUCUCUCUGCCAAGUGGCAGCUUAUUCAAGAGUUUAUGUGACACUCGUGCUUAAUUGUGAAUGGUGCAUAUCUCUUUAAAUGCCCAGGUUUACUUGCAAUAAACAACGAACAAUUGAGGUCACUUUGCUGCCAUUGCUUCUCUGUGUACUGUACAGAAACAUUGCCAUUUAAACAUAUGUGAACUGAUGGCAUCACAUGUGCAUUUUCCUGUUUAAAGUUUGGUCCCUUUUUGUGAAUUUGCUCUUGGGGUUUGGACUGAACUUUUGAUGGGGUUCAGAAGGGAAUGUAGUUCUGAAACUGAGGGCUGGUAAUCGGGGGAAGUUCUCGGGAGUGAUUUCUGUUCAAAAUUGUCAUUGUGCAGUUGCCAACAAAAGAGAAAUGGCAUGAGAAAAGGAGGCACAGAGUUGAAGCUAGUAUUGCACUGUGAAUCUCAGCACCGCACCUUGUAUUGUGCUUGGAAGAGCGCACACACACACACAAAAACAUCAUUUGGAUGUAAUCUCUAAAAUUGCCAUGUUCUCGCCAACAAGUCCCAAGCAAGAUUCAAGGACGAGAACAACUGCUUUGUAAAUGGAUGACUAAAAAUUAGUGGUUUGCUUUGCCCAGCGUGAUCACCCAGGGGCUCAGUGUGCCAAGCCUUGAAUUGUGGGGAAGUCAGUUUUGUACAUUCGAGGCGUGGGGCAGAGCAACUCCAAGGUUUACCUUUAGAAUUAUAGCCGCAGACCAGACGCAGCACAAAUCUGUUAGGUGGCAAUUCUAGUGGUUUGGUUGCAGGCAAAAGUAGCAAUCCUAAACAUGCUGACUCCCAGGUAAGCAGAUAUAGGAUUGCAGUCUGUUAGUUUUAUUGUUUUCCUCUGUAUGAUUGUGACAUAGGAAUUGAUUGCUUGGGGAUCUGAGCAGUGGCUUCCUUCUC